UCAGGCAUCAAAAAGCAUAGAAAUAUAUUGUGGAAGGAAAAAAAAAAAAGGGGGAGGUAUGGUAAAAGUCAAAUUCAAUAUCAGUCUAAAAUCAGCGGGCAAUGCACCAGGCUUUAAUGAUACUCGAUGUAUUGUAAUUUAAUUUGUAACUCGACAGUCCUCCUAAUCCUAACAUAAAAUCGUCUACCUAGACAGACAAAUCUUAGAUCUAAUAAACAAAUAGUUUUAAAGAAUUUAAAUGCUGUGAGUAAUUUUUGGUAGAAGAAGAUGGAGUCGGCGCCGAUUCGGGUACCGUACCGGAAUCUCAAGAAGGAGAUAGAGGUAGAAAUGGUGGGUCUGGAAAUGGAGUCUCCUCCUUCUCCUCAUCGGAUCCAGUCUCCUCACACUCAUAAUUCCGAUGCAGAUUUGAGAUCUCAAUCCACUAGACAUCAUAUUAGCUUAAUCACUCUUGUUCUCAGCUGCACCGUCGCCGCUGGUGUUCAAUUCGGUUGGGCCUUGCAGCUCUCUCUCCUCACUCCCUAUAUACAGACUCUUGGAAUUGGACAUGCCUUUUCGUCCUUCAUUUGGCUCUGCGGUCCUAUUACAGGCCUUGUGGUUCAACCUUGCGUUGGUAUUUGGAGUGAUAAAUGCUCUUCAAAAUUUGGAAGAAGACGGCCAUUUAUUCUUGCAGGAUCACUCAUGAUCUCUGUUGCUGUGAUAAUAAUUGGAUUUUCUGCAGACAUUGGAUAUGUAUUAGGGGAUACAGAGGAGCAUUGCAGUAAAUUCAAGGGCACUCGAACGUGGGCAGCAUUUGUCUUUGUUAUUGGCUUCUGGAUGCUGGAUCUUGCUAAUAAUACGGUGCAGGGACCAGCCCGUGCCCUUCUUGCUGAUUUAUCAGGUCCUGAUCAACACAAUUUAUCAAAUGCUGUAUUUUGCUCAUGGAUGGCUGUUGGAAACAUUUUAGGAUUUUCAGCUGGUGCUAGUGGGAGUUGGAACAGAUGGUUUCCUUUCUUGAUGAAUAGAGCUUGUUGUGAAGCUUGCGGAAAUCUUAAAGCAGCAUUUCUUGUAGCAGUGGUCUUCCUCACUUUUUGUACUCUUGUGACUCUAUAUUUUGCGGAUGAGGUUCCACUAAAUGUUAAUCAACCACGCCAUUUAUCAGAUUCUGCUCCAUUGUUGAAUGGUUCACAACAAAACGGCCAUGAACUUUCAACAUCUGAGUCUCACUUGCCGGGUCUUGACAAUUUGAGUGGGAAUGGCAACAAUCAUGACCAUGAACUGAGAAUGAAUUCGAAGCAUGCCAACUCUGUAGGGGAUCAAAAUGAAAAUUUCAGCGAUGGCCCAGGAGCUGUGUUAGUCAAUUUAUUAACUAGUUUAAGGCAUUUACCUCCUGGAAUGCAUUCAGUGCUUGUCGUUAUGGCUCUAACUUGGUUGUCCUGGUUCCCAUUCUUUCUAUUUGAUACAGAUUGGAUGGGAAGAGAAGUUUAUCACGGAGAUCCAAAAGGGAAUUCGAAUGAAGUGGAGUUGUAUGAUCAAGGAGUCAGAGAAGGUGCAUUUGGUUUGCUGUUGAAUUCUGUUGUUCUUGGCAUUAGCUCGUUCUUGAUUGAGCCAAUGUGUCGGAGGUUGGGGUCAAGAUUUGUGUGGGCAAUGAGCAAUUUUAUAGUAUUUGUCUGCAUGGCAGGCACUGCUGUUAUUAGUUUGAUAUCAGUUGGUGAAUAUUCUGAAGGAAUCGAACAUGUAAUUGGAGGGAAUGCGCCAAUCAGGAUAGCUGCCUUGAUUGUAUUUGCUCUUCUUGGCUUUCCUCUUGCUAUUACCUAUAGUGUUCCAUUUUCUGUCACGGCAGAGUUGACUGCUGAUUCAGGCGGUGGCCAAGGAUUGGCCAUAGGAGUUCUCAAUCUUGCAAUAGUUAUUCCACAGAUGAUUAUAUCCAUUGGUGCCGGUCCAUGGGAUGCGCUUUUUGGGGGAGGAAAUAUACCAGCCUUCGUUCUGGCUUCUGUAUCUGCUCUUGCAGCUGGUGUUAUUGCAACUCUAAAGCUGCCGAAUCUUUCAAGCAGGUCCUUCCAGUCUGGUUUUCAUUUUGGCUAGCCACCAAACCGUGCUCACCAUGCUGACAUCAAUCCAAGUUGUGAUUGUCAAGGACAGGAGCAUGCUAGUUGGUCUUGCAUUCACAGAGAUCUUCCAUUUUUAUGUACGUAUAAUUUUUAUAUCAAAAGAAUCAUGCGUUACAUGUUCAAAUUCAUUAAUUUUUUUUUGCCCCACAUCAUGGGCAUCUGUACUAUCUGUAGAGUAUAAAUCAUUUGAAUUGAAAAGCUUAUACAGGCAUGUAGCAAUGAAUACUUAUCUAGAAAUCAUGAGUUAACUGGUCUAAGCUUUACAUUUUAUGUAGUUAUUAACAGAAAUUGUAUUAUAAUCAUCAUUUAAGCA
Messenger RNA from Populus trichocarpa (black cottonwood), 2400 nucleotides. Its product is annotated as sucrose transport protein SUC3. The transcript is spliced from 14 exons. Gene Ontology annotation, molecular function: sucrose:proton symporter activity. The record is from RefSeq and is a predicted model, not a curated record. Gene Ontology annotation, biological process: transmembrane transport. Lineage: Eukaryota; Viridiplantae; Streptophyta; Magnoliopsida; Malpighiales; Salicaceae. The coding region runs from base 268 to 2061 and encodes 597 amino acids. Gene Ontology annotation, cellular component: membrane.